Oppiella nova is the source of this 2832-nucleotide messenger RNA. The record is from the annotation of a GenBank genome assembly. Lineage: Eukaryota; Metazoa; Arthropoda; Arachnida; Sarcoptiformes; Oppiidae.
AUGGAGGCCGGGAUGGGCGGACCACAGGAGGCAAGCGCUCAGAACAUAGUGCGAGGGUUCGCGUCGGCGCCUAAUAUAGCACUCAAUUCGUCAACACUUCCAACACUUCCAGCGAUCGCAACUCAACACCAAAACAACGCUAACUAUAAUCCCCAGCAAAAGGAGGCCAACAGUAGUGCGAUGUCUGGCGCGACGGCCGCGCAGAUGAUGUCGUCGUCGGCCGCUUCGGCGGCCGUCGCGACGAAGUCGGGCGGCGACGCCGAGUCGGAGGGGUUGGAGCCGGUGAACGGUGUGGUGCAGCCGCCGGUGACGCCGGCGCCCGGGAAGCAGCGGCGCAACACGAAUCAGCUCCAGUUCCUCCUGAAAGUGGUGAUCAAGUCGUUGUGGAAGCACACGUUCGCCUGGCCUUUCACCACACCUGUCGACUCAGUCAAACUCAAACUCCCCGACUAUCAUAAGAUCAUACGACAGCCCAUGGAUUUGGGAACCAUUAAGAAGCGGCUCGAGAACUGUUACUACUAUACGGCCUCCGAGGCCAUCGCGGACUUUAAGACAAUGUUUACGAACUGUUAUGUGUAUAAUAAGCCGGGAGAGGAUGUCGUCCUAAUGGCACAGACUCUCGAGAAGAUGUUUCUCUCCAAAGUGCAGGACAUGCCCGAGGAGGAGAUCGAUGUGCCGAUGCCUCUCGUCAAGGGUCCCAAAGGCAAGAAAGGCAAAGGCAAAGGAGGCCCAAGAGGUAGAGGCGCCGCUUCAUUCCAAGCGACGACGCGAAGCAACGCAAUAGCGACCCAAUUGGGAGCGCCGUCACAACCGCCAGCGCCGAGCCUGUCAUCACUGGCACCGGCAUCUAGUGUUUCAUCUGUUCUGCAGAACUCUGUGGGGGCGCCCAAACCGCUGCUCAGCGGUGGUGCCGCCCUACCGGCCGUAGACCUGCCGUCUAGUGUGACAACUAAUUCAGGUUCAGUGUCCGUCCCAUUGCAUACCAGUGCACCCAUUAAUACGACUCCAAUCAGCAAAAUAACGCCCAUAUCUGCCAUCUCUAACACAACCUCUUCGCCGCUUACAGCCGGUGCCCACACGCCUGCGCUCCAGAGAGGGUUCGCCGACGGCAUGGCGUGCAUGUCAUCCACGCCUACCACGACUACCGUUCCUCAAUCCAUGCCCCAUACGAACGCAUCUCUUCAGAACAGUUCGUUCCGAAGCAGUGGUCCAUCCGUUUCGAAGCCCAAGAAAGGCGUCAAACGGAAAGCCGACACAACCACGCUCUUAGACUCGGGUAUCUCUGUCUACACGUCGCCCACCAAUGAGUCCUCGAAGCCGUCGAAGAUGUCUACGCGACGAGAGAGCGGCCGACCCAUUAAGAAGCCGUCGAAGGACUUGCCGGACACCGCACAACACGUCUCGAAGCCUAAGAAGGGAAAGAUGACGGAACAGAUGAAGUACUGCUCGACGAUCAUCAAGGAGUUGUUGGCCAAAAAGCACGCCGGCUAUGCCUGGCCUUUCUAUAAGCCCGUCGACGCUGAUCUCCUCCAACUCCAUGACUAUCACGAGAUCAUUAGGAGUCCAAUGGAUUUGGGAACCGCUAAGACAAAGAUGGACAAUAGGGAGUACCGGAAACCCGAUGAGUUUGCAACGGACGUACGGUUAAUAUUUACCAAUUGUUACAAAUAUAAUCCUCCGGAUCAUGAAGUGGUAGCGAUGGCCAGGAAAUUACAGGAUGUGUUUGAGAUGCGGUACGCGAAGAUGCCCGACGAGCCCCCGCACGGCGACGCCUCCCUCACCGGCAAAUCGGACAGCAGUGGCAGCAGUUCGAGCGGCUCGUCAACGCCCACCUCAUCGAGCAGUGAGAGCGACAGCGAAGACGAGCGCGAGAAGAAGAUUAAGUUAUUGGAGGAACAGGUGAAGAAAGUGACGGAACAGAUCAGUAUCUUAGCCCAAGAAGGGGCCAAAAAGAAGGGCAAAAAGAAGAAGAGUAGGCGAACGCGAAGCACAUCCAAGAAGGAGAAGGAGGACUCCAAGUCCGACAUCAAGAAAGAGAAGGAAGACUUAGUGGACGGCACGGCGUCGGGCCUAAUGGCCGCCAGCAAUAUAUCACUUAUCGGUAAGGUGUCGAAGGCCAGUAAAGCCAUGUCCGGCGCCUCAACCAAAGCCCAGAACUCUCAGAGUAAGUCUGCGUCGAGUGCGGCGGCCAACGCGCCCGCGAAGAGACAGAGAACUAAUAGUAAAGCAAACAAAAAGAAUGCAAAAGUCAUGCCUGUGUUCGACAGCGAAGAUGAAGACAACGCCAAACCCAUGUCUUACGACGAGAAACGCCAACUCAGUCUUGACAUCAAUAAAUUGCCGGGUGAUAAAUUAGGAAAAGUUGUUCAUAUUAUCCAAUCUCGAGAGCCAUCUCUUCGGGACUCAAAUCCUGAUGAAAUAGAAAUAGAUUUCGAGACAUUAAAGCCGUCAACACUGCGAGAGUUGGAGAGUUAUGUGGCGACGUGUCUGCGGAAGAAACCCAGAAAGCCUUACAACACUAAGAACAAACAGGCGGCCGCCGCAGCAGCAGCCGCUGCCAAUGCCAAGACUCGGGAGGAAACGGAAAAGAAGAAACUGGAGCUCGAGAAGAGGCUACAGGACGUGAGCGGACAGUUGGAAGCGACCAACAAAAAGGCGCCCAAAAAAGAUCCCUAUGCUUUCACAGAUUCAGAGAACUCGCACGCGGCGGACGUCGGGCCCACCACUCGGCUCAGUGCCAGCAGUUCCAGUUCGAGCGACAGCGACAGUAGCAGUAGUUCCAGUUCGAGUAGUUCUUCAGAUAGCAGCGACUCUGAAUCAGUUAUCCUUUAG